Molecule: messenger RNA, 5897 nt
Organism: Bicyclus anynana (squinting bush brown)
Lineage: Eukaryota; Metazoa; Arthropoda; Insecta; Lepidoptera; Nymphalidae
Product: secernin-3
Biological process (GO): proteolysis
Molecular function (GO): cysteine-type exopeptidase activity; dipeptidase activity
Source: RefSeq, a predicted model, not a curated record
UGUACUUACAUUACAAUUGACGAGAGUCCCAAGGAAUUGAACAAUGUGAUACUGAGCAAACCGGCAUGGAUGUGGGGUGCUGAAAUGGGUGCCAAUGAUAAAAAUGUAGUUAUCGGGAAUGAAGCCGUGUGGACGAGCAACAAUGAAGGUGAAGGCGACGCGCGGCAGAAACGUCUUCUUGGGAUGGAUCUAGUUCGGUUAGGUCUCGAAAGAGGUAGCACCGCUGAAGAAGCGUUAGAUGUCAUCACUUCGUUACUAGAGAAAUAUGGUCAAGGAGGCCCGUGCUCGGAAAACGACGAUAGUCACAUCUAUCACAAUUCCUUCUUAAUAGCCGACUGCAAGGAAGCCUGGGUGCUAGAAACUAGUGGCAAACUGUGGGCAGCUGAGAAGAUCAUUUCAGGAUAUAGAAAUAUAUCUAACGGUCUCACCAUCCGCACUAAGAUUGAUAAGCAUUCUGAAGGUUUGCUUGAAAAAGCAAUGGCUCUGGGUGUUUGGAAUGGCAAAGGAAAAUUUGAUUUUAGCAGCGCAUUUUCUUCAGGUGGUGAUGAAAAACGUCAAAAGGAAGGCGAAAGAUUGUUGAAAGAAAGCACUGAAGUAGGACCCUUCACGGUUCAAGAUAUGUUCAACGUCCUGAGGCAUAAGGACAGUGGCAUUUGCCGUAGCUGCGAUGAUACUUUUCCUACUCAAGGGAGCCAGGUUUCCUCGCUAUCUACAAAUUCAAUAAGCGUGCAUUGGUUCACCGCUACACCGGACCCAAGCAUUUCAUACUUCAAGCCGUUCAUUUUUACACCGAAUGCACAGGUUUCUCCGCUUACCGAGAGUCCGAAAGAGCCUAAAAGAGAACACGCUCUGUACAAACUUCACGGCGAACACAUGGUGAGUGCGAAUAAUGACAAAAUAUCUGAAGUCCUUCGAGAUAUGGAACGUGGUUGCCUCCACGAGAUAGAUGAAUUCAUCCAAAAAUACCAACAAAAUGAGAAGACCAUCGAUGAAAUGGACAACUUGAUGAAUAAAUGCGUGGAAACCGAGGUGAAACUGUACGGUUAAGCUAGUUUUAUAACAUAAGAAUAAUAGUUAUUAUUAUUAAUAUAGUAUUCUUCGAUUUUUGUUAUUAGAUAACACUACUGAACAAAAUAAAAAUAGGUAAAUCUUAGUAAUUUUUCAGCAUGCGUUCAAGGAAGUAUUUGACAUAGUAUUACAAUAAAUACCGACAAGUGAGUGUCGGGCCACGCGCAGUGUAGGGUUCUGUAGAUUUAUCCCUUAUACCUUAUCCCUUAUUUAAUGCUCAAAAAUACCGAUAACGAUACACCACACCGACGAUAAAAAAUAUUUUUUUCAAAUUUUCUUUAUAUCACUUUAUAAUAAGUAAUUAAUAUACAUACCCAUACCAAAUUUCAACUUUCUAGUUUUAACAUACUCAGAGUUAUGAUACUGGCUGAUAUCUGACUUUAUCUUUUUAGUUGACUACGGAACCCUAAUAACCCAACCUGCGGUGACCCUAAAAGAGGUCUUGUCAAGAAUUUUCAAAUAUUUGAUACAGUUAGAAUAUUAUUGGAAAUAUUUUCACUUGAUUCAAUUAAUUUUACAAUUUAAUUGACAGAUUGUAUCACCUUAGGAUUCGCACCACGACAUAUAUAUGGACGAGAGAAAGACUAAGGCUAUGUCCAAAUUUGUACGGAAUCCAAGCCUGGUCUGUGUACAAAGACUAAAAUUAAAGUACAUGAUUUUUUUUUUAUUCUUACAAGUCUUUGACUACAAUCUCACCUGAUGGUAAGUGAUGUCUAAGAUGGAAUCGGGCUAACUUGUUAGGAGUAUUAUUUUGUUUGUUAUUAUUAUCUUAAGCACGAUGGACUUGUAGUCGCACUGAUUUAUUAUUGAUUAUUAAAAUGCAUUCUUGCUUUUACAAAUAUGCAUCAUACAGGCAAGAUACGUUCAUGUUUUGAGAUGCCACGUAAAAUAUGAACCUGUGAAUUUAAAUGUAUAAUUAUUAAUUGAAUUAAAUGAAAAUUCUGACACACAUCUUCAGAGUUUUCUAUACAUAAUAUAUUAUAUUAUAAAUUUAAAUAAAUGAGUCAUGAUACUAUAGAAUGAUAUGAAAUAAAAAUGGAGGUGAAAUCGAAAUUCAAAUUUGCGAUUUACACACAAUUUCUAGUUAAAAAAAAAUUGGCCGUACCAAUUAAAUAGAUAUUUCAAAUAUUUCUAUGUGAUGUCCUAAACCGAUAGGCUGUGUCGAUAAAUCAAUAUCGUUUUACAGUUUGCGUUGUUACUUAAUAUAAGGUCAGAUGGCAGAUAUUAGACAUCGCGUAAUAAGAGCUAAAUUCCAUCGAUCUCCUAUUAAAAAAUGGAUGCACAAUCAGCGACCAAAAAAACGUCCCCACUCAAUGAGUGCCAAAUACAACUACUUGGCACUCAAUUCAAGUAGUCGCAUUUGCAAAUUCAACCUUAAACUCAAUCCUUAAGGUUAAAUUUUCUCUGAAUUUGGGAUUUUAUUGAAUAUUGGACUAUAUUUAAAGGCCUUUAGGUAUAAUUUUUAUACCAAUAAUUCUAAAACUGUCAAAGCAAAAUUGGCCAGUUUUUAAGUGUCAUUUUCUACAUGAUUGUGCGUCCUUUUAUUAUAAGAGGUCAAUGCUAAAUUCGCAGGUGAACUAAAGAGCAAAGAGGAUAGAAGUAUUUUAGUCUUGUCAUUCUAGAGUAGCUCACGAUAAUUUAUCUUGUUAGCACCUUGUUUUAUAUAUUAUUUGAAAUAAUUGACUCACAUCAUGCAAAUUCCAUUAUAUUACAGUAAUCAGGACUUAGAUAGUCAGUAUAGUUUAACUUAAAAUAUAAAUAAUUUAUUCAUGCCUGCCAAAACUGAUAUCGUAUCCAUGUAUUUCUAAAGAAGUAUUAUUAUAUUUUUUUUAAAUCUCAAAUCGUUCCAGUAUUUGCUGAAACCUUACCUCAUGAAUAAUGACAAAAACCUACAUUCAACUUAUCGUCAUUUAAGUUUAUUUUUAAUUAUAGCUUAUAGCUUUUUUUGGUAAUUAUGGUAAGUCUAUUAAAUUGUUUUUGUAAGUUAAUCAUUUACACAAAGCUUAAAUGACAUUCAUAUUAGAUUAAGCAGUAAAUUUAAGGUACUUUACUGUAUUCAUGAAUUAGGCAACAUAUCUGACUUUUUAAUUUACAUACUUGCCGUUUUUUAUAACACAUUCAAAUAACGUUGAAAGUGAAACAAUUAUGUAUACGAUAUGCAUUUGUUGUAUUAAAAUAUGUGGAGCCGUAAUGUUAGAUACCUUUCUGAUAUACUUUGUACAAGUAGGGCGUGUUUAGUGCAAUUUAUUUUAUUUAAUAGACUAAAUAUACAAGAACAAUUAAUAGUUAUGCAAAUUAUUUAUUUUAGUAUAAAACGAGGCCGGCUUUGGCGUGCAUUUUCAAUAAUGCUUGUAGUAGGUUCGCAUACUGUUCGUACAUACUGAAUCGUCUACGUAAAAUGUAUUCGUUGAGAACGGAAGUCAAACUUUAAUAUAGAUAAACAUGACGUAUGUUUAGCUAAGUUAUAUUUAUGCCUUAUUCACUUAUGCCUUACGCACUAUUGCGCUAUAAACAGUGAUUAAGUACUAAUGAAUAAGCAAUAUAAAUAGAGACAGAAAUAUAAUUAAUUUACUUUUGGUUUUAAUUUUAGUUAUUUUUUAUAACUAUAUUGUCUAGAUAAUUACCUAGCAUAGUUAAGUUAGAUUGAUAAUUGUAGAAUUAUACAAUAGUGAAGACUAUAAUAUAAUAUCCAGGAUCCACUUAAUUUGAUAAUUUUCAAAAAAAAAACAUCGUCGUUUCCAAUUAAUUUUCUUUCCCAUUUCAAUAAGACGUUUCAAACUAAAAUGGCAAAUUGUGCGCGGUCCUUCCAAAACACCAGCUUUGUUUUCAAUGCUUCUUCUGUAUUUUCCCUUUCUCAAGUAUAACUAUGGUAAAUAUAUUUUCAAGUAUUUUCAUAAUAAUAAAAUAAAUAAACUCCACGUGAAUUUAGUUGUCAUUUAUUUAUUGAGAGUUGUAGAGUUAUCUCUUUGUGCUACGCACCGUAAUGUUAAGUGUCUAAAAUAAUUAUUGUCUUAUGUAUUAUUCGAUAAAAAUAAUUUAUUUAGUAUAUUCUAGUAGUUCAAGCGUUAAAUAACCAAGAAUACCGGUAAUGGACGAUCAAGAGAAAAAAUGUUUGGUUAAAAAGUAUCUAAUAGUUUUUUGUUUCCAUCGUGCAGGUGCACAGUUGUUUAAAAUUUACACAUGUUCAAAUUGCGUAAUAGUUAUUUAGAAGAAAUUAGUGACUGUGAUAAAAUAGCAGCAUAUUUAGCAACAUUUUUACAUUGUUUCUAAAAGACAUAUACUGAUAGAUAUUACUUAUUGGCCUUUUACCCAUAUAGUUAAAUAUAAUUCCAACAUUCAUACAAUUUGAACUUGAAACUAUUUCACAUUUACAUUAUUAUUUAUUUUCAUUUCAUUUAAUUUGUUUUUUGUUCUAAUUUGAGUGAAUUCCAUAAACCGUUUUCCAAGUCCAAUGAGUGAACCAAAAUCUAAUAAAAAUUAAAUUGUGUUUUAAGCUGAAUACACUAGAUGUUACGUUGUAUAAUUAUAAACUACAUAGUAGAGUAUACACAAUUACAUUAUUUACAAUUAUAACAAUGGUGUUCAUCUUGGAAUUUAAAAAAAAACAAUUAAAAUAUAGGAUUUAUAAUUUUAUCAAUCAGCCAUAUUAUUGAAAUGAUCUUUCGUUUUCACGUUUUCUAUGCUUAGAGCUUAACUUAGCAAACGAUAUUUCGCUAAAUUCGCCUAAAAUUAUUCGAUUUGUGCUUUAUGUUAUAUUAAACUAUGUUGUUUAUAUUUCUUUUAUUUAUAAUCUGAAUUUCUAUAUAUUUGGGCGUAAAUACCAAGGUGUUAAAAGUUGUUUACUUACUUGUGCUGUAACAUUUUUUUCAGGUGCUAAUAAUAACGGUUCUUGAUAGUAGUUUUAUAAUUGUAAAUUUAUUACUAUUUAUAAACGUAUUGUCAUACAAGUGUGCAAUAAUUUGUUACUCUAUUUACCACGUUUAUAAGAUAAAUAACAUUACGUUAUAAUAUUAAGAAUGGACUUUUAUUGGCACUGCGUUUGUUAAAUUAUAUCAGAGGAGUCUACUUUGAAUAAAUUUUGUGUUAAAUUAUGUAUUUUCAUACCGAUUUAUUUUUAAGUUUGAUUGAUCUGGUUUUUGGGAUUUUAUAACUAGCGAGUUGUAGUUUAAAUUAUUGUUCAGUGUCGUUAACGUGCCUUAUGGUUAUAAUAUAGCAAUUAUAUUAAACUCAUGUCACACCAAGAUGUCUGAUAUGUUGACGCAGUAUAGUAAAUUGUUUGUUUUAUACAUAUGCAAAUUCUAAUAUUCUUUCGUUUUUUAUAAUACAUCAAUAUGAUCAAUAACAUAAUCGAUUAAAUCGAAAUCGAAUAUUAGAAUUCAAAUAGACACUGACUCAGUGACAAAUGUGUCGCUUACUAUAAAAUGCGUCUAAACGCCUUGAGAGAUCCUAUAACAGUUAUAGUGAAUUAAUUAGAUGCUCAAAAAUUUUACAUUUUACAUACAUUAUUAACAAAAUCAUAAAUGGCAGCGAAGUGUGGCAUGGGUCUAAAUAGUUCUAUUAGCUGAGAACAUUAAUUAAAGCAAUACUACGUAAUUUGAUUAGUAUUUGUAAACGUUAAAAAUAAUGAAUUUUACGUAUAAAUGAUCUUUAUUGUUCUAUCAAAUUUGGCCUUUAUACCUAUGUAAGGAAUUAAAUAUUUUGUUAUUUUUUAUACAUUUUUUAUUCGAAUUCAAUAUAAUAUUUAAUUGGCAUAAAUUAAUACAUUCAUUAUUAUAUUACCUAGUGUUAGUUGUUAAUGAUAAUAUGCGCAAUAAAUAUAGCCUAACGAA